Messenger RNA from Plasmodium vinckei vinckei, 1854 nucleotides. RefSeq names its product CIR protein PIR protein. The transcript has 3 exons. Bases 1 to 1854 code for a protein of 617 amino acids. The record is from RefSeq and is a predicted model, not a curated record. NCBI's taxonomy places the organism in Eukaryota, Apicomplexa, Aconoidasida, Haemosporida, Plasmodiidae.
AUGACGCCAGUCUACAAUUUAAAAACGAACAUACAAUCCUAUGGACAAACAGUAAAAAUGUGUAAGUUACUUCUCGAAGCUGAUAGUUAUUUUAAAGGCAAAGAUGUCAAUACGCAGAAAAUUAACGAAAAAUCAACCAUCAAAGGAUAUUGUAGUAGCGAUAGUUGUAAAACAAAUGAAGAACGUAUUAAUGCUUUGACCGUAUAUAUAUAUAUGGAAUUCAAAAAGCUAAUAAGAAUAACUGAUUAUAAUACGUAUGAUGAAUGCUUAUUGAUGUGGAUAAGUGAUAAAUUAUUUAGGAUACACGACAAAAGCAACCCCAAAAAGGUUAAAACACGUUAUAUUGAUACUAUUACUUUAAAUAGUGCUUAUGAGAAAUAUUUAAAGGAUCAUAAAGUAAAAUUGAAGUAUUGGGAACUUUUUGAUAGUAUAAAGGGUUUGAAAGAAGCUAAUCUUAGGUAUAUGGCCGAAUUUUAUAAAUUACUUAAUAGAAUAUGUAAAACAAUUGGAGAUUAUAAAAAUAACGGUGCUGGAAGUAAUAAUCUUUCUAAAUAUUCUAAAAAUUGCCUUACUCAAUAUAGAAGCCUUUAUUUAAGCAUUUCUGAAUGCGACUCAUAUCUUCGUUUAUUGAAUAAAUUAAAAGGUAUAUAUGAUGAUUUUAGAGUUUCUGCUAUUAAGGAAAAUAGUUCAAACAUUAAUUUAGCAAUUAAGCUUCAAACACUUACAACACCAAAUGGAGAAGAGAUGGACGCGGUGAAAGGUUUUAAACAAUAUAAAAUCACUAAAAAAAGAUGUUAUUCUCAAAAAAAAAAAGCGGACCCACCACCAUCAUCACAAAAAUCUCAAGGAGGGUCAAAUGGUCAAGAUCCACCAAACAUUUCAGAUAGUAGUAAAAAAAAUACAGGGGGGGGUGGAAAUGGCGGAGACGUAAAUCCUGGUGAUGGAUCAAAUGGUCCCACAUCAAGUACAUCAGAAGGAUCCUUUGAUUGGGGGUCAUCAAUUUUUAAAUUUAUAUUAAAUGGAACGGAAAAUUUGAAAAAAACUUCCGAAUUUAUUGAUCAAAAUCAGAAAAAGAUUAAAGAAGUUACGGAUAAAAUCAUUAAUGUAUAUAAUGGCGCUAUGGAUGAUUUAAAAAAGGUUUACGAUAAAUCUAAUAAAUAUUUAAAUAAUUUUAUUAGUAAUGUAACUAGCCAUUUGAAUAGCAUCGGCGCUCCUUCUAAACCAGAUGGUAACCCGUCUGAACCCGAAAAAUCAAUAAAUGGAGGAGAUUCACCAAGCCAGUUACCAUCAAAUUCACCAACUCCACAAACAUCACAAAUUACACAAAAUUCUAAGGAACAAACUACAACGCAGCAAUCGCCUCAGGGGACAUCUGGAAACCAGAGUUCUGAUCAAAAAGAUCAAGGAGAAUCUAAAAUACAAGUGGAAACCCCAGUGAUAAAACAAGAAAAUUCUGGGACCAAAAUAAAAGGAAAUGAAACAACAGGAAUAGGUGAUAUCUAUGUACUCAAAAAAUACAAGAAACUUGGAACUUCAAUUAUAGUUCUUUUAAUACCCAUUACUUUAGCUAUUAUGUACAAGUAUUUGUCAUUUGGGCGGAGAAAGGAAUUGAAGAAAAAAACAAACAUGAAAAAAGUUAUAAAUUCAAUUGGAGGAAAAAAACAAAUACAAAUAAUUAUAAAAUCAUCUAAUCAAAAAAAGAAUACUAAAAAAUCUAUAAAUUCCGUUUAUAAGGAAAAAUCUCCACUAUUAAAUGUGUACAAACUUAUGCAGGCUGAUCCUGUGCCGUUUAUUAAUUUAUUUUUUUUAUUGAUUUUUUUUGUUUAUAAAAGAAAAGAAAAUUCUUUGGAAUGA